CGCUGUGGUCGGUUUGUAUCCCAUUGUAACUUCCUGAUCUGCACGUUCCUGUGUGGCCGUGAAGAUAGUGUCUGUUCUUGUCAGAUUCAGCAUGGCUCAACUUCAUGAAGAAUUCCUCUAGUUAGUCCUCAAUUUCCUUUUCAGUCUUACAUCACCGAGAUAACCAAUGUCCACUGAAAAUCAGGAGGCCCAGGAGGAUGAACUGCUAGCACUCAGUAGUAUAUAUUCUGAGGAUGAGUUUAAGAGAGCCGACACUGCUCCAGGAGGGGAAAUCCAAGUGUGUCUGGAACUUCCUCCAAAUUUUAAAAUAUCUGUUAAAUCCAACUCAGCAGCAAACAGCAUAGUGGAGAGCUUUGAAGGAACCGUUUUAUUUCUACCACCAAUUGUUUUGAACUUUGAACUUCCUCCGGGAUAUCCCUCCACUACCUGCCCCAUAUUCACACUCAGCUGCAAGUGGCUUUCAUCAAAACAGCUUACGCUUUUGUGCCAGCAUUUAGAUGAUUUAUGGGAGGAAAAUGGAGGAUGUGUCGUUUUGUUUGCUUGGAUGCAGUUUCUUAAGGAGGAGACUCUUGAGUACUUGAACAUAAAAUCACCUUAUGAAAUUCAACUUCACAAUAAUGGAACACACACCUUGAUGAAGACCCAUGAAAAAGCAAGUCACUGCGUAGCCACACCUGAAGAGGGAGCAGUUGACAGACGUGCUAUCCAAGAUGUCCAAUCAGUGUCUGCCCUUACCAAACACAUAUUGAAUUUUAAUGAGAAUCAACAAAAGAAAUGUUUUGACAGCAAACCAUUCUUAUGCAAUAUCUGUUUCUCUGAGAAGCUAGGCAGUGAGUGUACAUAUUUUAAGGACUGCAGUCAUGUUUACUGUAAUAGCUGUCUUAGAGACUACUUUGAAAUUCAAAUCAGGGAUGGAGAGGUCCAUGCACUUAAUUGUCCUGAGCCCAAGUGCACAUCAGUCGCUACACCUGCCCAGGUAAAGAUGCUGGUGGGAGAACAAUUGUUCAGUCGCUAUGAUCGUCUCCUCUUGCAAUCUACUUUGGACUUGAUGAGUGAUGUUGUUUAUUGUCCUCGCCCAAGCUGUGAGACCCCUGUAAUGCAAGAGCCAGGGGAUCCGAUGGGUAUUUGCUCAAGCUGUCAGUAUGCUUUUUGUACUCUUUGUAGGAUGACUUACCAUGGAGUUUCCCCAUGCAAGUUAACAGCAGAGAAGCUACUUGCAUUGCGUGAUGAAUAUUUGGCUGCAGAUGAGGAUGGUAAGAAAUUUCUGGAGAAAAGAUAUGGGAAGCGAGUACUCCAGAAGGCAGUGGAAGAACUGGAGAGUGUGGAAUGGCUAGAGCAGAACUCCAAGCCAUGUCCUCGCUGUGGAACCUACAUUCAGAAAAUUGAUGGUUGCAACAAAAUGACAUGCACUGGGUGUAAACAGUACUUCUGCUGGCUGUGUAAGAACAUGUUGUCCAGAGGAAGUCCAUACGACCACUUUAAUGACCCCUCUUCAGGCUGUUUUAAUCUCUUGUUUCGUGGAGUUAACAUGGAUCAGGAUUUUUUUGACGAAGAAGAAGACUGACAUGCAGGAGAUUGGAGAUUCAACCAAAAAGUCACUUUAUUUGCACAGAAAAGAAUGUUGCUCAUAUAUAUUUUCACAUGAAUACAAACGUUAUUAUAAUUGUUCGAAUUAGGCUAAAAACACUGGAAUCAUCUGAUAAAUGUAGAUGUUUUCCUUUGUCUUAAAAAUGUGUCCUGAUGACUUUAGAAGAUUUUGGCCUUUUUUUUUCAAAACAAAGUUAACCGAUAGCCGACAGUCAGAGUUAUUUUUUUCAUGUUCUAAAACAAGCAAUAAAGUGAUAUUGGUUGCACUUAAAGGAUAGACAAGCAAACAAACAGUCAUUAAAUACCGCACUUUAUUGUUGCAAGUGUCUGAAUAAAAAUACUGCGUUGCCAACAGAA
Rana temporaria (common frog) is the source of this 1944-nucleotide messenger RNA. It is a transcript of the gene RNF14, whose product is annotated as ring finger protein 14. The coding region runs from base 167 to 1564 and encodes 465 amino acids. Gene Ontology annotation, molecular function: zinc ion binding; ubiquitin protein ligase activity; ubiquitin conjugating enzyme binding. The record is from RefSeq and is a predicted model, not a curated record. NCBI's taxonomy places the organism in Eukaryota, Metazoa, Chordata, Amphibia, Anura, Ranidae. Gene Ontology annotation, biological process: protein polyubiquitination; ubiquitin-dependent protein catabolic process; positive regulation of proteasomal ubiquitin-dependent protein catabolic process. Gene Ontology annotation, cellular component: ubiquitin ligase complex; cytoplasm. The transcript is spliced from 9 exons.